Molecule: messenger RNA, 5163 nt
Organism: Symbiodinium sp. CCMP2592
Lineage: Eukaryota; Dinophyceae; Suessiales; Symbiodiniaceae
Source: the annotation of a GenBank genome assembly
AUGAACCAAGCGGGCACCAUAUUGGUGCCGCUAACUGCGACCACGGCAUCAAGCUCUACUUCUCCAAUUGUGCCUUUGGGUGCGUUGGUUGGGCAGUUGGGCUACACGAUGACUUGGAGUAGCAAUCGCUGUAAGCUUGAAGGACGAGGAGGAGAUGUAUACAACCUUCGAGUCCGGGAAGGGUGUCCUGAGAUUGCUGAACAUGAUGCUUUACGAUUGAUUUCUCGCUUGGAGGAUGGGAACCUGGAGUCCCUGAAGGCCAAUACAGCAGCGACGAGGAGUCGAGUGAGGGCGGCAGCGCUUUCAAUGGAGAGAUCGUGGUUCGACUACCUGUUGUCGUAUGUGGAUGGUGAGAUGGCUUCAGAGGCGUGGAAAGCAGUUGAAUCGGCGCCUUUCUUCCAGGAGGUACCUCGCCAGUGCAAGGCUGGUCUUGUGGAGUCGUUUCCCGAGGCUAACGGCUGGCGCGCCCUUCAGGGAUUAGAGCAUCUCAACCGGCGAACCCGAAAGCGAUUGUGGAACUCUGACAAGUGGCUGGUUCACUUGUUCGCGGGGAAGAAGGAGAAAAAGGAUCUCCACCACCUGGAGGCCCACGGGUACAUGAUCCUGGAGCUCGACAUUGAAAGAGGACGCACUCAAGAUUUGCUGAAGACGGCUACGUGGAGGGCUAUUGAGUUUGGAGCGCGAAAAGGAAAGAUUGCCGGGAUCAUUGGCGGCCCACCGCAAAGCUCUUUUAUGAUUUCCAGGCAUGUGGUCGGAGGCCCAGAGCCGGUUCGCUCCAAUGCGGCUGUGUAUGGCAAUUGGCCUGGACAGCCGGAUGCAGACACUUGGCUGGCCAACCGAGAAACACAGUUGUUGACGCGGAUGAUAUAUUUGCAUGCGUUGGCAACAGCAGGAAGGAUGAGGGCGAGCCCCAGUGUCGAUGCAAUUAAGGGUGUUGCCUUUAUGCUUGAGCAUCCUCGGGAUCCACGUGGCUAUCUGAAGUAUCAGGACCCCUUGUAUAAUGAUGUUGUGAGUUUCUGGAGAACCCCACUGUGGACGGAGUACGCUUUGGAGGCUGGAUUCAAUUCCUACCACUUCGAUAUGGCAGCGUUUGGAAAGGCUUUCUCCCGGCAUACCACGAUUGGCACCAAUCUCCCCCUCAAGCACUUGAAUGGGCUACGGGCGAGAUGGCGUUCAGAUGAGCAGGCGCCGGAACGGUCCCCCCCAAGCGUGUGGACCUCGGAGUUCUAUGAGCAGGUGGUCAUUGCUAUGCGUACUUGGGGUGCAAUUCCAAAAAUGAUUCGCAUGAGUGCCGAUCAGUGGAGAGAGCAUGUUCGUCGAGCGGAUCCAGAUGGAAGGGGUGCUUUUCCGAAGCAGUUCAAGUACAUUUUCGUGGCAAAGCUCAAAGUUCCCCGAACGUUUGUAGAAGAUGGGCGCGGAGUUUGGAUUGAGUAUGACGACGGGGAGCUGACGCCUGAGAAGUACGAGGAUGUCGAUGAUGGCUUGGAGUUGGAACCUAAGUCUCCCAAGGAGGCUAUUCGACCUGAGGGCCUGGAUGGCGAAGAAGAUCCGGACCCUGCGGAGGAGCCAGUUGCGAAGCGCGAUCCUGAAGACGAUCUUGACCUUGCCGCUCCGGACCUCAUCAACCUCAUCUUCACGGCCCCUUUAAAGGAUGACAAGGCGCCAACGGUUCUAGAGGCGAUCCAGGAUGUGGCUCUGUAUUGCCAGUCUCUCAACAUCCCUGUGCUCCGCUUCCACUCUGACAGAGGAAUGGAGUUCCAAGCAAGAGCUUCGAAGCAGUGGCUAAAAAACCAGCGAAUACGAGUGACAUCGUCGGAAGCAGGUGCGCAUCAGACCAAUGGUGCGGCUGAGGCGACGGUCAGAUGGGCCAAACAGCGCGUGAGAGCGCUGCUUCUGUCUGCCAAACUUCCGCAGCGACUUUGGCCAAUGGCGUUAACUACUGCAGCCACUAUGCAGCGGGCUGAUGUGCUGGGAUUUGAACCGCUUUUGGCGGCACCUUUUGGUGCCAAAGUCAUGGUGAAGAAGAGACAGCUGGAGGGACCAAAGCUGGAUGAUCUGGCACCAAAGUGGCUUCAAGGGACUUAUGUGGGUCGGUCCGAGAGUUUGCGCAAAGGGCACCUUGUCUACAUCAAUGACGAAGACGGAGAAAAGUUUGUGCACACGUUACAUGUUCGAGGCGCUUUGCAUGAUCCUGGACCUGUUGAAGAGGAGUUCGUUGCAGAAGAACCAGCGGGACCCAGUGUGCGAGUUCGAGGAAAGUCAAGCGGUAGUGGGGAUGUUGUGGGCGUUGCAAAGGCCACGGUCCUGGAUGAGGCGGAGUACCAAACUAGGGCAGAGGCGAUUCUACAAGCGUGGUCCCAGGAGGAGGCAGAGGUGAUAGUAAAGCAAAUGGUGUCGUCUCUACCUCCUUCAGAGUGUGUGUAUGGGAUGUUUCGCUAUGGUGGAAAGACUGGAGUAACAAAGGCCACAAUAGAAAGACCGUGGUUUGCCAAGUUGCUCCUCAGGCUCCUCCUGGAUAAGGCCCCGGAUGCAGAAUUUGCGGCGCUGUUUGUGUCUGUGCGAAAUGACAAGGAGGUUCACAUUGACCGCAACAAUGCCAUGGGCACGCUCAAUUACCUCCUCCCGAUUAUCAUGCCCCGUCGAGGUGGAGAUAUUUGGCAGGAGCUACGGGCCGGGUUUUUCAGCUCAAUCCUCAUCGUCGACAUGCUGCACUUCCAUGGACCGGUGACCGGCACGAUCGUGAAUAUCAAUGCACUGUCGGUCAGGAGUGUGUCCUAUGAGCAGAAGAUUCUGGAUGAUGAGUCUGACGCUCAAGUCGGUGUGGACAAUGUUGACGAGCAGCCUACAGCGGAGUUGGAUGGAAGUGCUACUCAAGCUGCUCCUGGAUGCGAAGUGUGGGAUCAAUGGGAUAUGAGAUUGGCCAUCAACAGCGACGGGAGCACUGUAGAAAUAGAGCACCCCAAGGACGAGUCGUCGACCCGCCUGUGCAAAGCUGAGGUUGUUUUUACUGAGAAUGUGGAGGCGAUCCUUGGUGCGCUAGAAGGUCCCCUUAGUGUGGUCUAUACCGUGAACCCUAAGGAAGUGGCGUUGAACUUUGAGGCUUGGGUUCCGGCGCUUCAGAAGGAGAUCUCUACUUUAUCUCAUGCAGUGGAGCGAGUCCUGGCUGAGGACGAGCAGGUGAACAGGGAGGUGACCUCUGGAGAAGCUCAGCUAAUACCAAUGAAGAUAGUAUUUACUGUGAAGCCUCCAGAUGCAUCAGCCCCAGGGCAAACACAGUACAGCCUCUACAAGAGAAAGUGUCGCAUCGUGAUCUGCGGAAACCUAACAUCACACCAGCCCGGUGAAGUCUACACCAACACGGCACCCGCAGAAGUGGUCAGGGCAGCUCUGGCCAUCGCCAGAGUACGCAAGUGGAAUUUGGGAAUAUUGGACGUCAUUGCGGCGUUCCUGCAAACGCCCUUUGCAGCGCUGAAGAGAGCACCGCUUGUCUAUGGUGUUCCUCCUAAGCUACUUGUUCGUGCUGGACUUUGUCAGGGUGGUGAGCUUUGGAAGUUGACUCAUGCAGUUUAUGGCCUACAAGAAUCACCUCGACUAUGGGGACGGUAUAGGGACAUGCAGUUGGCCAAAAUCCAGAUCAUCUUUGAAGGCAAGCGCGUGACGCUACUGCAGGGGCGUGUGGAGCCAUCGUGGUGGUCAGUGCUACAAGAAGGUUCAGUGUUGAUUGGGAUCAUCGUAGUCUAUGUCGACGAUAUCCUGAUUUGCGGGCAUACGGCGAUCAUCAAGGAAGUAGCCAAGGCCAUUCGCGCGGUGUGGAAGACGAAUGAGCUUCAGUUGGUUUCCGACGGCAUGAUCAGAUUUCUGGGGAUUGAAAUUUCGAUGUGUUCCCAGGGCUUUCUGCUGUCCCAAAGGGCCUACAUAGAGGAGUUGAUUCGGGUCCACCAGCUCCCGGCGACAAGGAAAGACAUAAUCCCGGUGUCCAAGGACUUGGCUAUGUUCACGGCGGAGCCGGACGAGGGCAUCUACUCGGAGGGAGAGUUAAGGGCGGCGCAGCAAUGUCCAGGCUUGCAGGCACGGCAAGGCGCUGUCAAGGGCGCGGUGGCAGACGGCUGGCAAGGGGUCGCCGAAUCCAGGCGGUUGGAAGCCAUUGUCGCGGAGAAGGCGGACCGCACCGGCAAGGGAGCUCACUUGAGCUUCGUGGCAUCUUUGGUUGGAUCUCUCUCCACGAAAGCACCGCGCAGGGCGAUUCAGAUCGCGGAGAAGACGAUCGCGUUUCUCCAGAGGACGAUCGAUUGGUCACUGGUGUUUGAAGUAGAGGAGACAGGGCUGUGCGGAUACUGUGAUGCCAGCUUUGCUCCUGAGGGAGCGCGUAGUCAUGGUGGAUGGAUCGUGUUCUACAACGGAUGCGUCAUCUCAUGGAGAAGCUCCCGUCAGGCCACUGUUACGAUAAGCACAGCGGAGUCGGAGCUCACGGCCAUUGCAGAGGCAGUGUUGGCGCUUCAGAGCAUUUCAUCUAUGAUGCAAGACGUCCUUCCUGGAGGUGAGCCAGUUCAGUUAUAUUCAGAUUCCACUUCGGCCUUAAGCAUUGCGAACGGUUCUGGGAGUUGGAGGACGAGACACUUGAGGCUAAAGAGCGCCUGGAUCGCUGAGCUCGUUGGCUCUGGUGCGAUCUCAAUCUCGCACUGUGUCGGAGACCUGCAGAUCGCGGACCUCUUGACCAAAGCUCUUCCUUCUCAGCGGAUCAAGAUGCUAAGCAGGUUGCUAAAUCUACGAAAUCCUGGGGAGGAUGACGAGGAUGAGGUUAGUACAGCGGGCCACUGGGAUGAAGAGGAGGCGCUGGUGGUUAAGGCGAACAUGAGUGUGGACUAUGGCAUCGUCACAUGGGCGCUGUUGUGGGGUGCAGUCAUCGUUGCGCUACUGUCAUGGGAGCUACUGAAAUGGUUGCUGUGGAUCGCCUAUGAUCGGGCAACUCCUGGUGCGAAGGCGAGGUUGGAGCAGCGUGGAAGGGAUUCAGAGCUGGCCCCAACGGCGGGAGUUUUCACGCCAAUGCCUGCCCCGCAGACGAGGGUGAUCUUGCGCUAUGUGCAUGAGCCCGCGGGCGAGAUCUUCGCGGUCCCGGGGAACGAGUGGUUUCCGGGGAACCAGUACAAAGGUGAGCUGUCCUAA